Molecule: messenger RNA, 4804 nt
Organism: Lytechinus pictus (painted urchin)
Lineage: Eukaryota; Metazoa; Echinodermata; Echinoidea; Temnopleuroida; Toxopneustidae
Product: large ribosomal subunit protein uL13m-like
Exons: 7
Coding region: 333-860 (175 amino acids)
Biological process (GO): translation; negative regulation of translation
Cellular component (GO): ribosome; mitochondrial large ribosomal subunit
Molecular function (GO): mRNA binding; structural constituent of ribosome
Source: RefSeq, a predicted model, not a curated record
AUACCGGUAGAUAUCAAAAUUAUCGUGGCGCCGCCGUGUAUAGACAUGGGAAGAAUAAAUACAUUUUUUAACAUUUAUUCAGUAUGGGCUAAUAUUGGAGUGGCGUCAGCGGCUCCCUUAUUUGCAUUCGCCUUUUGUGAAUACAAUUUUAGAAACUUUGAAAAUGCUUAGUCUGUGGAAAAGUGACAAAAUUAUUUCUUUCUUUUUUACUUUAUUAAAGAUACCGUGCGAUAUUAUGCUGAUUUUUUUUUAAGGCGAACGAUCGCGAAGGAAGGUUCGAAUUACCCGUUUUCAUUGACCAUUUUUUCUGUAAUUGAGUGACUAUUUCGAUCAUGUCUAGUCGGAUCACGCAGCAAUGGGCGACCUUUUCUCGCUUGUGGUACCUCAUUGAUGCGUAUCGACAGCCUCCUGGAAGGGUAGCAGUGGCCAUCUCUAAAGUUCUUCAGGGCAAACACAAGCCAAUAUACCAUCCGCUUAGUGAUGUUGGAGAUCAUGUAGUGGUGAUAAAUACAAGUCAAGUGGCAUAUUCCAAGGAUAAAUGGGAGGAAAAAAUUUACUAUCAUCAUACAGGAUAUCCCAAGGGCUUCAGUGCUACGCCUGCCCAUGAACUGCAUAAAAAGGAUCCGACCAAGGUUAUAAAGAAAGCUGUAUACGGCAUGCUUCCCAAAGAUCUAAGAAGACGAGAGAUGAUGAGAAGGCUACAUCUGUAUGCUGAUGAUGACGUACCAGAGGACAUUAUUGCCAAUAUCAGUGAGCAAAUCAAACCUAGCAGAGAACUCCCCAAAGCUCUCACAGAAUACACGCAGGAAGAACGGGACAGUUUUCCGAGGUUAUGGCUACCGCAGGAACCAAAGUUCUGACAAGAGGAGCCAACAUCACUCGAGCCAGGGCUGCCAAGAGACUCUAUUUAUUUAAGAACUUCUUAGAAACACCGUGCAUCACCACCAUUGUUCCGCAAGAUUGAAUGCUAUUGCAGAAGCUACUUCUUACAAGACACAGGUGUGCUGUCUGUUCUAGCCACUGGAAGCAGAAUGAUAGCAAUGGUGAGAAACUUUCUUCGAGAAACAUCUUUCUGUAUUACCGCCAUCAUUCAGCAUUCUCAAACGCAACUGUGGAAGCUGCUUUUUGAACGCAGUGUGCUUUUUCUGUGUUAGCCAAUGGAAGGAGAAUGGUCGUUAUGGUGAAAUUGAGCCUCAUGGAAGUUAAUCAGGAUCAGGUGAGGGUUUCAUGAACCAAACAGUCAAUGCUUUUCACUGUCCUAUGUUAUAAGCUACCGAUAUCCUAGCAUCCGAUUGGCUCAGAGCAAACUGGUCAUUGAAAAUCACUGACUUUAUGUUUUAUGAAACACUCCUCUGUUGCUUACUGGAUGGAGACGUACCCUGUACAAGGCCUAAGGGCAAUGCAUUCAGAAGUAAGAGUGAACUAUGUGCAGAAGUCAAAGAGUUAAGUGAAUGAUUUGGAGAACCUUUGUAUUCUUGAUCAAGGAAUCGUUUUGUGUUUGCAAUUUGGAUCAUCUUUGGAUGAAGUCCCAACAGGGGAGCAUUCCGUUUACAUUUUUGUGAGACAAAUUGUCAGACCCGACAACUUUCCUUGAUUUGCAUCGACUGAGAAAUACUGUUUCUAUGGUAAUUGUCGGAUAAAACAGAUUUUGUCCGAUGGAUUAAGUUCUUUCAUGAAACGCUCCCCAGAAUGUUCAUUUUGAACGCACUCAUUUCCAGCUUCAACAUCUCCUAUCCCACUGGCAUGCCAUGUCUGAACAAGCCUCCAUAUCCCACUAGAUUGUACACAGAAAUUAUGCAGAGCUGUGUUCUUUCCUUGUGUGAAAGAGCCUUUAUUAUGUCUUGAUAUUUUUAUCAAAUAGGAAAAGUGAGAAGUAUUUCUGGUUCCAUCGCAGCGUCAUUAUAUUUGAGAACUGUUUGGCUUGUAUUCUCGAAAAAGGUUUCAAUUUUAGCAUGGUACAAAACCAUGGACUACAGUAUGCAGAUUGUUUUGUUAUCGCACCUCAAUUAGGCGCCCCUAUCCCAAAGAACACAUUUAUAAUUGGACUUUUCUUAAUAAUUAUGCACAAAAAUCUGCAUAGUCCAUGGUACCACUGAAACCUCUUUUGGGAAUUCAGGGCUUUGAGUGUGUGAGAAGUUAAUGGAGAUAUGGAGAGGGGGAUCAUAAACGAGGCAGAGCAAAAUCUGUGAAAGGAAAAUAAUGAAAGAAAGGAGAAAGAUAAAGAGGUUGAGGGAUGAGAGAAGGAGAAAAUUAAAGAUAAAUGAAAGAAGUUGCAGUAAAACACUGAUUUCAUGAGAAAGUCUGUAAAACCAAGGUUAACUGUCACUAUAUCACUGUAGAUCGAGAUCUGGUAGAGUUUAUACAUAAACAGAACUUUGUGAAAUCACGAAAUCUAAGCUGAAAGAUCACAAAGACAUGUGGGAGGGUGUAAUAUUAUUAACAGGAAAAAGACCAAACAAAUGGCUAGAAUGUCAUGCUUAUUUCCAUAUCCAUCCAUAUUUUAUUGUUCGAAAUAGACAUGAAAGGAAAUACUCCGAAAAUUUGCUUUGCCCAAUUGAUCGUGGGCCCGUGCAGCGCCAGAUGGAUGAGGCUCUAUCCCUCGUCGUUGAACACCAAACAGGGAUUGCAGCAACUCCCAUCUUUUAACGUCUUUUGGUCCGAUGCGGCCGGGGUUUGAACCCCCGACCUCCCGGUUGUGAGACGGACACUACCAACUGAGCCAACACACCGGUGUCAUGCUUAUUUUGCUAAUUUCUUGGCAAUAACAAUAUCUUGUAGAUUCCUUUGGCAGAUAUUUUGUAUUCAUAAAUACAGACACUUACUUGGAUGAUCAUUUUAUUUGUUUCUGUACAAACUCAUUUUAAAAUUGUUACAACUGGCAAUUAUCUUUAAAUUAGUGGAAGAGACCAAAUGAGAGGAUAAGAGAAUUGAAGACUCCUGAGGAGAAAAUUACAAUGUUUGAAAGCAAAAAGAGACCGGCAAAUGUAGCCAGGAAGGAAUUUGUAGACAAGGAGAAAAGAACUUGUGAAACGUAAGAGAAAGAAGAGAGACAGAAAUAGAGGAUGUUUGUUAUUAAUUAGAAUUCAGGACAAUCAACACUACUUUCUUAAUAUAAAUCUGAAACCAGUUUUAAAACCACUCUCCAUUUUUCUCAUAAUCAUAUCUCACAAUUUGUAUAAUUUCUGACACACACAAACACAGAUGCAGCGAUGCGAUUAUUAUUAGAGAAUUUAUUAAAUUUCAUGACAUGUACAAUUCAAACAUGCUUUCACAAAGCUUUAUUAUACUACACAACAUAUAUAUGUCACAAAUUUCUUCAUCUUAAUAGGGCCAGCAAUACAAAUAAACAGAUUCUGCAAGGCUUCACCUUUCAAAAUGUGACCUGAGGAUUUCCCUUCAAAACCCAAAGGCCUUAAAAUGACCAGGGCCCUGUCUUACAAAAAGCUACGACUGAUCCAAUCAAUCGUAACUCUAUGGAAAUCCACCAGGGUCAUAAUUUUUUAUACAGGAAAUUUGCACAAUGUCCUUGGUAAACAAAGAGAAGCACAGUGAAUUUUCAAGAAAACAAUGCAUGAAUAUAAAUCAUAGUCAAAAAAUAUUUUGAAAAAAGAUGCAUAAUAGAUGUUGAUGUUGUUGGCCGUCCAUCGAGUGAUUGGGUCAAUCGCAACUCUUUGUAAGACGGGCCCCUGAUUUAAAAGCCAUCACUGCAUUGGUCAAAUCAUGCCAAGAGGAUCAGGGGCCAGUUGCAGAAAGAGUUGCAAUCAAUCGCAACUCUAAAACUCAUGCGCAACUUGAUUUUCAACCAAUCAACAGCGCGCAUUUGGGACUUGCGAUUGAUUUUUUUGGCUUGCGUUUAAACGCAACUCUUUCUGCAACGGGCCCCUGCAUUACUGUGUACAAAUAAGAAAGCAUGGUAGAUAUCAUGUGUACAUCAGCAUGCAACAACUAUAAGUCACACUUAAAUGUUUGCGAAGCUCCCCCAGGGACCUUUUAGACAAAAUAUCACAUCUUAACUUCUUGCAUCACCAACAGGAGGGGGGAACCAUGGGGGAAAUUGUCCCUUCCACCCCCCCCCCCUAACACCAAAAAUCUUUAAAUACAAUUUUUGCAUCAUUAAACGCAAAAUGUUUUCUCCCUGCUUCCCCCCCCCCCAAUAAAAAACAAAAAUGUUCUCUUUUGCCCUCCCUUUACCCCAAUACUCACAAAUUCCUGGUGCCACUGCAAUAAUUAGUUGAGAGCCAAUGGUACCAACCAUGGUACAAGAGAAAAAGUUGAUUUUGGUAUUAGACCAAAAUGUAUAACACUGCCUGGCUACAAACCAUUGAAAUAAAUAACUAAAUAUUGGCUCCGUUAUCAUACUUCUAAAACCGAUGUUUUGAUAUUCACCUUGGAAUGGAUGUACCUACAUUUAUUUUCAAUGCAAUAUAAGACUAUGCUAUCCAGCAAAAAUACAUAUAUCAAACCUGUGAGGCAUUUGUAAAACGGGAACACACAUAAAAGAUAUGUUUAAUACUGUAAUACAUUAUAUGAGCCUUGGGAGUGUUUCAUGUACUUUUCACUCAUCUUUUCACUCAUUUUCAGUAACAAAUAUGCUGUGAGCCAAUCAGAUGCAAAGAUUUCAGUAGCUUGUAACAAAUAGUUAAAACAUUUUUUAUAAAUAUUUGUUUCAUGAAAUACUACCCUGGUGAAAACAAUCCUUAGAAAGAUAUAAACACGCAUUUUCACCUCCCACCGUAACAACUCAUACAAAAAGUUUUUCUUCAAAUUAUGGAGCACAAUUGCAUGUUAGCUGUUCAUUCUAAAA